Larimichthys crocea (large yellow croaker) is the source of this 1980-nucleotide messenger RNA. RefSeq names its product GRAM domain-containing protein 4. The record is from RefSeq and is a predicted model, not a curated record. The transcript has 18 exons. The coding region runs from base 296 to 1966 and encodes 556 amino acids. Gene Ontology annotation, biological process: negative regulation of toll-like receptor 9 signaling pathway; apoptotic process. Lineage: Eukaryota; Metazoa; Chordata; Actinopteri; Sciaenidae.
GCCCACAGUAGUGAUUAUUCUGCUCAGGUAGACAAACACGGUCCGGCUUCAGCCUCUGAAACCACCGCACAUGAACUAACUGCCCUGACAGAGCUGGAAGCUGCUCGUUUAGAGGUUCCGAAAGCAGCCUGGCUCGGUUUGGAGCGGGUUUAAUCCGGUUUGGAGCGGGUUUUGUGACGGGUGUGGACCACCGGGGAAGACAGAAGGAGCGAAAGUUUGCUUCGGCUUAGAUUCACGUCUCUGCAGUGCCAUUGUCAAUCAUGUUCAGGUAGAGACUGGCUUCACUGUGCCCACCAUGCGGAAGCAUCUGGACAGGAUCCGGUUCCGAGGCCAGAGACGGGACGAGUUCCUGGAUCUGGUUGAGUCGCCCAACACAUCUGACACAGAAUGCACAGAGGAGUUUGCAAUUAAACCUCGUGCCUCCACCAGAGAGUCGGAGGAACCGAAGGAGGCAGAUGGAGAGCAGCAGAGUGAUGCUCAGGCUGGUCCAGGAUCAUUUUCUGCAGCUCUCCAAGAUGACCCGAGGUCAGAUCUCAAUGAGGUCAAAGGUCACCUAGAAAUCGCCUUGUUAGAGAAACACUUUUUACAGGAGGAGUUGAGGAAACUUAAAGAGGAGUCCAACCUGGAUUCACUGAGACAGGAGCUGGAGAAAGAGCGCAGCAGAAGCAGUGAGCUGGAGCAGAAGAUCAGCGACCUUUUAAGAUCCAGCUUUGAGGACUCACCUUCUCAGACGCCCAAAGCCCAGCCCCCGGCCCCUCCUCCACCUGCAGCUAGCGGUACAGACAAACAGAAGGACACUCUGUCCGGCAGCUUCCUGAAAUGGCUUUAUGAUCGUUUUGGCGUUUAUAUCGAGGACUUCCGCUUUCAACCGGAGGAGCACACAGUGGAGACCGAGGAGCCGCUGAGUGCUAAGAGGUUGACUGAAAACAUGAGACGACUCAAACGAGGGCUCAAACCUGUGACCAACUUCAAGAGGAACCUCGCUGCCUUAUCCAGCUGGUACUCAGUCUACACGUCGGCCAUCGCCUUCAUUGUCUACAUGUACGCAGCGUGGCGCGGCUGGGCAAUCCCCAUGUUCUUAUUCCUCGCCAUCCUCCGACUCUCCUUGAAUUACCUCAUCGCCAGAGGCUGGAGGAUCCAGUGGAGCAUCGUACCUGAAGUCUCAGAGCCUGUGGAGCCGCCUAAAGAAGACCUGACGGUGUCAGAGAAGUUCCAGCUGGUUCUGGACGUUGCUCAGAAAGCUCAGAAUCUUUUUGGGAAGAUGGCGAACAUCCUGGAGAAAAUUAAGAAUCUGUUCAUGUGGGUUCAGCCAGAGUUGACUCAGAAGCUGUAUGUUGGACUGUGGGUGGCCUUCAUCGCCUCCUGCCUGCUGCCGUACAAACUGCUGGGAUUCAUCAUAGGUGUGUACGCAGGUAUAAAGUUCUUCAUCAUCGACUUCAUCUUCAAGAGUUGUCCCAAGCUGAGGCAACGCUACGACACCCCCUAUAUUAUUUGGACUAAUUUACCCACUGACCUGCAGCUGAAGGAGCGCAACACCACCACGCUGAGCAGACGGGCUACUGCAGGGGGUCGAGGCAGCUUAGGUGCUGCAGCUCCUCUGGGUGUCAGCCGGGACGAAGACGGAGGACGAUACUACAGCACCAAGAGAGGAGCUUUUCACGAGGUCUUCAACCUGCCGGAGACCGAGCAACCUCUGACAGUGUGUGAGAAUGGCUGGCGCUGCUGCCUCAUCAACAGAGACCGGAAGACACCGACAGACUACAUCCGCAACGGGGUCCUCUAUGUCACAGAAAAUCAUCUGUGUUUCGAGAGUUCCAGCUCCAGGUCUGGAUCCUCCAAGAGGAACAAAGUCAUCAAACUCACUGAAAUCACCGACAUCCAGAAGUACAAGGUUUUGUCUGUGCUGCCUGGAUCUGGGAUGGGGAUCUCUAUAGCAACACCAUCCACCCAAAAGGUAAGAGGAUAGAAGGAAGACCCUCG